CAUAACUGGACUACACGGAGUACGACGCUGAAACAACCUCCUUACCAAUUUUUUUCCCAUUUGCUCCUUUUUCUUUUAAUUUCCCUGCGUGCGUAAAGUGUAUGACUACUUCAGCCAUGAGCCCGUGACGUCGGGAGUCGCGUCCUGCUGCUCCAAGAGGUCCCAGCACUUUAAAGUCCUUGAAUAUUUGUACUGUGAAUAUGUCUUUCUGUCUCCCUCCCUUCAUCUGAACCUUGCUCCGCUGCCAGCAUGGCCGCAGCAACCUGAGGAGAGGAGAUGGAUUUAGAGGUGAAGGAUGCGAACGCGUCGAACUGUUUGUCCCGGAAUGAGAGCGACCACCGUGGACUGAGCGCCUCACCCCCAAGUGGAGUGUCCACUGCGCUGGCCAGCGUGCUGAUCUUCACCAUCGUGGUGGACAUCCUGGGGAACGUCCUCGUCAUCUUAUCCGUGUACAGAAACAAGAAGCUCCGGAAUGCAGGCAACAUCUUCGUGGUAAGUUUGUCUGUAGCAGACCUGGUGGUGGCGUUAUACCCCUACCCGCUGGUCUUGACAGCCAUCUUCCACAAUGACUGGACCAUGGGUGACCUGCACUGCCAGGCCAGCGGCUUCAUCAUGGGCAUCAGUGUCAUCGGCUCCAUCUUCAACAUCACGGCCAUCGCCAUCAACCGCUACUGCUACAUCUGCCACAGCCUCCACUAUGACCGCGUGUGCAGCCUGAGGAACACUUGCUGCUUCCUGGGCCUCACGUGGCUGCUCACUGCCCUCGCCACUGUGCCCAACUUCUUCGUCGGCUCGCUGCAGUACGAUUCCCGCAUCUACUCCUGCACCUUCGCCCAGACGGUCAGCUCAUACUACACCAUCUCUGUGGUGAUUAUUCACUUUCUGAUCCCGCUGCUGGUGGUGUCUUACUGCUACAUGAGGAUAUGGGUGCUGGUGAUCCAAGUGAAACACAGAGUCAAACCGGAGCAAAGGACCAAACUGAAACCAAGUGACGUGAGGAACUUCCUGACUAUGUUCAUGGUGUUUGUGCUGUUCGCUGUGUGCUGGGCACCACUGAACCUCAUAGGACUGGCUGUAGCCAUAAAUCCUGCCAAAGUGGCACCCCACAUUCCUGAGUGGCUAUUUAUCACAAGCUAUUUCAUGGCAUAUUUCAACAGCUGCCUCAACGCCAUAAUAUAUGGACUGCUAAACCAAAACUUCCGCAAAGAGUACAAGACGAUCCUGCUUGGUCUUUGCUUCCCGCGUUUGCUCCUCAUGGAGACGUCCAGGUGUGCUACAGAGGGCCUGAAGACGAAGCCCUCCCCGGCUGUAACCAACAAUAAUGUAGCAGAGAUGAAUGUAUAAAUAACUGUUUCGUGUGUCUGGAGCCUCAUUGUGGAAGUCUGCAAUGGUUCACCAAGUGCCUUUUCAUACGGUGUUUAUCAUUGAAGGAGAGGACACUGUUUCAUCAUGUUUCUGUCAGUCAUAAAACAACCUUCAGUUUCCAUCACCGGUGCAAACUACUCCUUUGUGAUACCAGCCCUGCUCUAUUUUGAUAUGAGUCCACACAAUUCUUCACAAUCCUCACGUUUACAUGCACAGUUUAAUCGAGCUGCGGCCGUAGCUCGACUGAGUCAGGCAAUCAGACAACUUGAUGCGUCCGAGUAUACGUGCGGUGGAAAAAAAACAAUUUAUUGGCCGCGUAUGUCUGACUCCGCCUCCGUAAG
Molecule: messenger RNA, 1706 nt
Organism: Solea senegalensis (Senegalese sole)
Lineage: Eukaryota; Metazoa; Chordata; Actinopteri; Pleuronectiformes; Soleidae
Gene: mtnr1c
Product: melatonin receptor 1C
Exons: 2
Coding region: 277-1344 (355 amino acids)
Biological process (GO): G protein-coupled receptor signaling pathway
Cellular component (GO): membrane
Molecular function (GO): melatonin receptor activity
Source: RefSeq, a predicted model, not a curated record